AUGGCUGAUCAUCAAUCAAAAUUCGAGCGUCUUGCUAGACAAGUCGAAAAGAUUGCUCGGAUUGUUGAUUAUGAUGGAGGUGAAGGGCAUAACGCCAGGGGAAAUAAUGAAGGAGUAGAAAAUGUUUUUCAAAAUGCAGAUAAUGUUUUGAAUCAAGAAAACCCUUAUGUAGUUUCCCAAGGUCAAAAUGCUUAUGGCGUUUUAGCCAGAUUACGUGCUAAUCAUGGUGGUGAACGUUAUCAAGUCACUAGAAUUGUGGAAGAAGUUUUAAAUCGAGUUGGGCCCAAUGUUGGUUUUAUGAAUCGACCACAUUUUGUGUCUGCUUUUCCCCAAGUUGUUCAGAUGGCUGAAGUGCCAAGAGGGGUGAAGAAUCCAAAAAUAGUCACAAAAUUUGCUAGUGAAGUCGGAGAAUCAACUAUUGAACAUGUUGCUCGUCAUUUGGUCGAGAUUGGGAACUUAGCCAAUGAUGAAAAUUUGAAAAUGAAACCAAAUUCCAUCACAACAUGGAAUCAGUUAGAAACUGCUUUUCACGCUCAGUUUUAUCGAGGGGAGAUGAAUGUAGCAGUUACUGAUCUAGUGGCUUUGAAACGUGAAGAUGGUGAAACCAUUGAUGAUUAUUUAAUACAUUUCAAAAAUGCUAGAAGUAGAUGCUAUGUGUCAUUACUCGAAAGUGAGGUAGUAAAAAUAGCAACUAUGGGGUUAGGAUUCUAUAUGCGCAGAAAACUGCUUAAUGAGUAUAUUCCUGAUUUGGCCCAUUUGGCUGAAAAGGUUCGACAGACCGAACUCAUGAAAAAAGAAAAAGAAAAGUAUAUAAAUGAACAAAGAUCAAAGAAUAAACCCUUUACUCGAAAAGAAAAGGUUUCUUAUGUGACCAUGGAAUCCUCAGAGGAGGAAUUCGAUUUCGAAACAGAAGUCGAUUUGGCCGAACUUAAGAAAGGUCCUCCAUAUGUUUGUUAUUUAUUGAAGAAACUUCCAAAUAAACAAUUAAUUCUGUCUGAGGGUAGAACUUUACUUUCCGUGAAAGAUUUAAAAGAAAAACCUUACUGUAAAUUUCACCAAGCAACAAGCCAUUCGACUAACAGUUGCGUCCGUUUUAGGGACUUGAUUCAAGAAGCGAUAAUGGAAGGACGGUUGAAAUUCGACGAUGGCAAGAAAGAGAUGAAGGUUGAUGUGGAUCCUUUCGAGGUUGAUGCCAGUUAUGUCGAACCUUGUUUUGGAGUGAACAUAGUUGGCAUGUCCUAUGAUUUUGAAGUGGCUCUUGAUGAUUUCGAGUCACAGGUGAGGUCUGUAUACCCCCCCAAAACAGGGGAUGGUUAG
Arachis ipaensis is the source of this 1317-nucleotide messenger RNA. The record is from RefSeq and is a predicted model, not a curated record. Lineage: Eukaryota; Viridiplantae; Streptophyta; Magnoliopsida; Fabales; Fabaceae.